GACGAGAUUAAUCGGUUGGAUGACGAGUGGGGGUAUCACUGGAAAAAAUGAUUUUCACAUAAGGAAAGCUAGUGGUAAUUUUUGACUGUAUUGCGUAAUUUUUACAAAGAUGGUAUCAAGAUUCAAUUGUAAGUACAAACACAAUGCUGUCUCUGUGCUGUUUCAUCGAGAACAUGGCAACACCACAUCUGGUGGGUCAACUCUGCAAGGAAUAGCAGAAUACAAAGCUGCAACUUCAGAACAGGAAGAAAUGCACUGCAAAUUGCCAGCUUCGGUACGGUCAACAUUUCUCACAGCUUUUAGUCCAGAUGGAACUAAAGUAGCAUCUACUCAUGGAGACCACAAAAUAUACGUAUGUGAUGUGAAGACAGGACAUCUCUUGCAUGUACUGGAAGGUCAUCCUCGUACCCCUUGGUGUGUGGCCUUCCAUCCUUCCUCCAAUGAAAUCUUGGCCUCUGGCUGUCUAGGUGGUGAAGUUAGAGUAUGGGACCUUCAUGGAGGAAGUGAAGUGUGGGUGGCAGAACAGAACACAGUCAUUACAUCGCUAGCUUUUCAUCCGUAUGACAGAGUACUAGUUAUAGCAACAUUCAACAAAAUUUACUUCUGGGAUUGGAGUCGACCAUUGCCUUUUGCUACGUGUGUUACCUCCUCAGAUAGAGAAAAAGUCCGAUUUGUGAAGUUUAAUCCACUUGGGACCAAGCUCAUAACAGGCAUUUCAAAUCUUCCCGUUGACAGUUUUCCGUCUCGUAUCAUGGAUUCAGUCAUCAGCCAAGGCAAUUCUUCAUCUUUUUCACAGAAUUUCACGUCUCAAAGACGUAGCAUUUUAACUCGUCUGAUGGCAAUGUAUCGACACUUGGAAGGUUUAGAAGAGCUGUCUCGAUUCCAAGAACCUCAGGGAGGGUCUUCCCCUACCCAAGAAGAUGCUUUAGAAAGUGCACGUGAAUAUGCGGAAGAAAUAACAACUCGUUUUCUAAGACAGCGUUACAGACAGGAUGAGGUUCUUGGAACUCGGAACGAAGAAGAAGAACUUACUGUAGAAGCUGCACAACCUAGGACCUCUUCCCUUCAGCAACCAAGCACUUCGAGUGGAGCAAGAGCUGACAAUACUAGAAGUCAAACAAACGAGUUUCAAGCAACUGUACAGAGGCUGUCAUCAAUCUGUGCUCGAUUGGAACGUCGAAUGUUUGAACAGCAAUUCUUACAGCUGCAGGGAACUACUGAAUCUCUAGUCUCUUCAAGCUCGACAUCAGCUGAUACUUUGCGGAGGGACAGAGAUGAACUCUCCCAGACUAGUCAACAGUUCUCAGCAUUAGAUCCUAGGUACUUGUUGCAUUGGAGCCAUCCGUUGCUUAAUCGUGAAAUGACUACACAGUUAGGUCAAGAAUUUUCUCUUUCUUUGGCUGACCUACUUAGAAGAUUACAAAACUCUCUUCAGAAUUUGAGUCAAACCACUUUCGCUUCUUCUGAAGCAUGGGAGCAGAUACAACAGAUAAGAGCUAGAAUAUCGGAGAUUCUGGAAAGGCUUUCAAACGUCAGUGGUUAUAGAGAAAGAUUAACCAACUUGAGAGACCAGAUAUACGAAGCUGCAGAAAGAAUGAUUCAGAGAGGAGAAGAAAAUUCACUUAGUCAACAUUUCGAUCUAGCUCAUUGCCUGUGGCUUGUUGAGUUGAGUCUUCAGUUGACACGUCAAAUGCAACGUAUUUUAGCAGCAAAUUAUCGCCUUACUCGGCUUCAUCUAAAUGCUACCACCUCUCGAGCAUCAUCCAGCACCACCAACGCAACAUCUAAUACAACAACCUCACUACUUAGAGAGAAUGACCCUUCAACUAGCCAAUUUCCCAUAAAUGAAAGAUGGCCUGAUUCAAGUCUUAGCAAUAGGGAACAGUUAGGUCGGGAUGAUUCUCACUUAUCAGAUAUUGAUCUUCAACAGCCAUCUAGUUCAGAACCUUCUAGCAGUGAUGAACACGGUAUUAAUAGAAGUAGUCCUCCCCCUUAUUCUUUCACUGUAAAUAGUGUAAAUGAAACUGCAGCUAAUGUUGGAGAAAGUGUUAUAUGGGAACGAUUACCAAAUCCUUUUUCUGGCAUUGGUGAAAUUGGACAGACUGGCUGGUCAUGGCAUGAAACAUCCCCUUUCGUUCGCCAGAGACCACGAACAACCAGUACCAGAGAUACUGGCACGGAUCCUCCUCGUGAAAGAAAUGCUUUAGAACAAAUUUCACCAGAAAACCUUUCUUCAUUACUUGAGGAGAUUCCAACUGUUUCAGGAAGUACAGAUCAUGAUGGUGAUAACAGUGUUUCAAAUCAAAAUCCCAGAGGUAUGGAAGAGAACAGAGAUUCAAGACCAUGGUCAAAUAUUUUCUUGACAGAGUUAGGAUUAACCCCAGGUCAGCAACAGAGACAACAGGCAGAGAGGCCUUCAUCUCUUGCUUUAGACACUAAUGUACAAAGUGAUAGUGAUUCUAACAGCAGUAGUGGGGAUAACGUAUCCCAGAGAAACUCCACUUCAGGAGGUAGACCACCAAGAAGUCUGACAAGUGAUGACUUGGGUAUGACAAGAUUCAGACUUAUGAGAAGGCCUAGUUUUCGAAUUCCAAGAGUAAGAGUUGAACCUACACUAUCACCGCCAGAAGAAGAAGCUCCACUGGCUCCAGAGGAGAGACCACGUUCACCGCCUCUUUCGACCAUUCUGUCGGCAAAUGUUGCAGGUCGACGGCCACGCUGGGCCUCUUCACAGAAUUCUUACUUCCUUCCCGAUUCAAGCUUUAGACCUCUUCCACCAAGAAUAAGAGCCUUUCUUGGUAUUCAUAAUGAGCCCGGUCAUAAUCUAACUCAUCGUAUCCAGUGGUGGGACUUUUCCAAGUUUGAUAUUCCAGAUAUAAGUGAUGCUGAUAUCAAUGUGGUUGUGCCGAAAUGCAAAAUACAUAAUGAUGCCAGCGUUGACAUCUCAUCCAGUGGAGAACUCUUGGCUGCGCUAGUCCCUAACUCCUCAGGAAUUGUACAUACUGCUGAGUUAGCUAUUUAUUCACUCAGUUCUCAGACAAUUGGGCAGUGCUUAUAUACGUGGAGUUUUGGACCUAAUGCAAUUUCGGUCAGUCUCUCUCCUUUGGGCCAUUACGUAGUUGUUGGGCAGGGCUCCUCACGUCUCUUCAUUGGAACUUCCGAGGGAGAAGUUGUAGCUCAAAUAUUUCGCUUAGACCCAAGAAAUGAGAAAAAGUCAUUGGUGCAUGUAUAUAAUCUAACCUUAAAUGGUCAACCUCACGUCAGUCUCAACUCAGUAAGAUGGUUACCUCAGCCAGGUCAAGGACUUGUCUAUGGAACAAACAGGGGAACACUCUGUAUUUGUCGUCCACUAAUGCCAUCAUCAGCUAACAGUGAGAGCCCUGUCCAUAAGAUUAGAGAAUCCCAGAUGUUUAACUGGAAUUUGUCGCAGAGAACUGGAACCCAGAGACGCGAGAAUGCUCAGUCUUCGGCUCUACAGACUUCAUCCGCUGCCACACAGACACCUCGGCCCCGGACCAACACAACCGGCACUCAGACUUUUCUUGGAACUCAAGGAGAGGCUUCCACUAGUAGUAACUGGGUUGAAGACACUAAUCUAUGGAUCGUUUAAUGUAUGCUAUUUUGUUAUCAUGUUCACUUGUUUCAGCUGCACACAGUUUUUGGAUGUUUCUGAAUGUGUGAUAUAAACGGAGUAUCUUUAUUAUGUGAUAAAUGUAUUUCUGAUUUAAA
Limulus polyphemus (Atlantic horseshoe crab) is the source of this 3729-nucleotide messenger RNA. RefSeq names its product activating molecule in BECN1-regulated autophagy protein 1-like. The record is from RefSeq and is a predicted model, not a curated record. Bases 110 to 3610 code for a protein of 1166 amino acids. Gene Ontology annotation, biological process: autophagy. Gene Ontology annotation, cellular component: intracellular membrane-bounded organelle. The transcript has 17 exons. NCBI's taxonomy places the organism in Eukaryota, Metazoa, Arthropoda, Merostomata, Xiphosura, Limulidae. Gene Ontology annotation, molecular function: protein binding.